Messenger RNA from Paecilomyces variotii, 1317 nucleotides. Its product is annotated as putative polysaccharide synthase Cps1. The record is from RefSeq and is a predicted model, not a curated record. The coding region runs from base 1 to 1317 and encodes 438 amino acids. The transcript has 4 exons. Lineage: Eukaryota; Fungi; Ascomycota; Eurotiomycetes; Eurotiales; Thermoascaceae.
AUGGGGUUCCCUUUUAUGCGGGCCUUUAUAGCCCUCUUUUUCUACCGUUACUUCAGACUCGUGGUCAAUUUGUUCGCGUUCUGGACCUUCAAGCCAAUCCAACCGCCAGAGAACCCGACCUUAACCUCCCAAGAUGUUUCCGUCAUCAUCCCCACACUUGAAGGCUGCGGAGAUGAGCUGUUCGAGACGAUUCGCACGAUCCUGGCAAACGAGCCUUUCGAACUGCUUCUGGUGACCAUCGAGGCGAACCGCAAGAAGGCGGAGAGGAUGCUGGCGACGAUGCCCGCGUCCAAAUCUCGAAUUCGUCUGUUUACUGUGACCCAUCCCAACAAACGGCGCCAGAUGACAGCAGCCAUCCCGGAGGUCCGCACAGCCAUCACCAUCUUCGCGGACGACGACGUGAGCUGGCCACCACACUUGCUGCGCUGGAUCCUGGCGCCGUUUGACAAGGACGAGAAGUAUGGAGGGGUUGCUACAUGCCAGAGACUGCGGCGCGUUCCCUUUACUUGGAGCGCUCAAUAUGUCUGGAAUUUCCUGGGAGCUCUCUACCUGGAACGGCGCAACUUCGACUGUGCGGCCACCACGCAUAUAGAUGGAGGUGUCCCGUGCCUGUCCGGACGAACCGUCGCAUACCGCAGCAAGAUCCUCCAGGACGUGGGCUUUACGCACGCAUUCACCAAUGAGGGCUGGUGGUUUGGCAAGUAUCAGCUGAACGCGGACGACGACAACUUCAUAACGCGGUGGAUGGUGUCUCACGGCUGGGAGACGUACAUCCAGUACCACCCGGAGGCUGAGGUCCAGACGACGCUGGAGGAUAACCCGAAGUUCCUGAAACAAUGCGCGCGGUGGUCACGGAGCAAUUGGAGGAGCAAUCUCACGAGCAUGUUUGAUGAAAAGCAUAUCUGGUAUCGCCAGCCGUGGAGCACCUACGCCGUCCAUCUGACGACGCUGUCCCCCCCGGCGCUCUUGGGUGACAUGGCUCUCGUCUUCCUCUGCCAUAAAGCCACCGAGCUCUGGGACCACGAAUCGCAUCUCCUGGCCAUGCAGCUGCUGGCGGCUUGGAUGUUCACCAGCAAGUUCAUCAAGCUGUUUGGACACUGGACCCGAUAUCCCAUCGAUUUCCUCCUGCUGCCCGUCUCCAUCCUGUUCGGCUAUUUCCAUGGCGGCAUCAAGAUGUACGCCGUCUUAACUCUCUCGGUGACUGCAUGGGGAAGCCGUGCAGGUGCCGAUGCGAAUGACGCAGAACGUAUGAGAAAGCGGACAGACAUCGAACGCGAAAAGGUCGCCGCUACGAUGUGGUCGCCCCAUAAGCUGUGA